This is a messenger RNA of Gryllus bimaculatus (two-spotted cricket), 3948 nucleotides long. Lineage: Eukaryota; Metazoa; Arthropoda; Insecta; Orthoptera; Gryllidae. The record is from the annotation of a GenBank genome assembly.
CUUCUAAUUGUUCUUUAUUAUUGUCAUCUUAUAUUUUUAUUGUACCAAGGAAAUGAUGGAUUCGGGACCAUUAUUGAAGGAAUGCAAGUGGUCUUUUAACAUCCAUAGAUCGUAGAAAUUUGUUUACCUUCCUUUGUCUUGUUACUAUUUAAUCUUCUAAUAAAGCAUGGUGUGAGAUGCAUCCUACUUUUUUAACAUCUGCAUGUAAUUAAAUUAUAAAAAAAAGAAGAAAAAUGUCUGUCAGAUUUAUUAAUCUUGCAAUCAAUCUUUCAUUUGAAUAUUUUGAUUUCCUAUUUCUUAUCAAUGUAAUUUGAAGAAAUUACUCAAAAUAUUUGCAUUAUGAAGUUUUCUUUUAAUUAAUGCAAAUGUCAUUCUUGAUAGGCUAUACUUCAUUUGUCUUCUCUAAGUGUAAUUGUAUUUAUGAACUUGCAACAUUUUCACUCUGUCUUACACUGUAAUGUUGUUUCACAAAUUAGACAAACAAAACAAAUAGGUCAUAUGCAAAGGAGAAACACAUAUGUGGACACUAUUGUGACAUCAUACUUUGAACAUUCUAUGUGAAGUAAUUUUACCUUCAUGUAACAUUCUUUAAUGUAUUACCAGAACUGAGCUCAAAUCCAAGUCCAUUAUAAAUCCCUUUGUGAAUAUUUUUAAUAAAUUGAAAUCUAAUACACAUGUUCUUUUCCUCAAUAGCAAAUGAUUGCCUUUCUGAUCGAAAGACUGCUUUGGAGGAGCAAAUUUCUGGUACUAGUGGCUUGUACAUUCCAGAAUGUACUCCAGAUGGGCGUUAUAAAAAGAUACAAUGCUAUACUUCCACUGGAUAUUGUUGGUGUGUUUAUGAAGAUACAGGAAUUGUUAUUCCUGGAUCAUCAGUGAAAGAUCAAAAACCCAAUUGUGAUAUAGUGCCUCCUCCAUCAAGACCAAUGGCUGGUUGUCCAGAACCUCGUAAGCAAGCCUUCCUGAAAGACUUCUUGGAAUUCAUGAAGAAAAAAAUGGCUUCAACAAAAGACAAAUCUGUUACUGAAAGUACUUUCUUGAAUUUGAAUGGAGGAUCAGAAGAAACUGUAGCAACGUGGGCAUUCCAAACUUUGGACAAGAAUAAAAACAAGAUCUGGGAGAGAAAGGAAUGGAAAAGUUUUCGCACUUUGGUUAUGUCUCAACCUCAGUUAAGGCGCUGUGGGAAAAGAUUGCCACGAUAUUGUGAUGUAAAUAACGAUCAGAAAAUAAGCCUAACAGAAUGGCUGAACUGCAUGAAGAAUCAACGAAACAGUUCAGCUCUAAGUAUGAAACCUUCAAAUGGUUCAAAUCGCAAUGGCACCAACCCUCUUAUGAUAUAUCUGAAGGCAAGUUGAAAUGACAGAAGAAAUGGAAAUAAAAUUUCAAUAUUCCAAAAUCUUGUAUAUAAGUGAGGUUCAUAAACUAUAAUGAAUGCGUCAAGUAUUAAAGUGUUCAGUUGAGACUGAAUACAUGAGAAGCUUUUAAUGGAUGGGUAUAGUUGUGAUACAAAAUAAAUUAAAACUUUGAGAAAUGUGUCCUAGUUAUAAAAUAGGUACUGUCUUGUAAAUCUUGGUAUCAAGUUCUGUUUAUUUGUGUGAUCUGGAAAAAGAGCUUGGUUGCUCCAAGUACUUCCUGCAUGAUAACAGACACAGUAAAUGUAUUAGUGAUGAGCAUGUACAGAGCAAUUUUAUAGCCCAAUAUACAUGAAAUCCAUGUAUAUUAGUAUGAAUGUUAACAAUGAACAAAUCAUUGUACAUCUGGUUCUUUGGACAUAUCUUUGUAUAUAUGUGUACAUAUUUUUAAAUAACAUAUUUAAUAGCACUUUUUAAGUAUUUUUAAUGUUGUUACUUCAUUUGUGAGACAACAGUAAAUAUAUUUGGAAAAAAAUAUUCAUAUUACGUCUCCGAAAAUAUAAUGUUAGGAAAGACUGUGAUGAUGAAUGAAGUGAGAUUAGGCAGAAGAAGAAUUACUAUGUGUUAAACAUUAGAUGAAAAAAUAUUUAAAAAAAAAGUGAGCAUGAAAAACAUGUUAUGUUAACAUUUUGCAAAUACUGUUUUUGAUUCAAUUGCAUAUCAUGAGAAUUUGUAGAUGAAAAUUUAUAAUUUUAAAAAAUUAAUAUGAUUCCUCACAUUUGAUCACUUACAAAAAACAAAACAGGUGUUAUAUAUUUUAAAGUUAAUAUCUUUUUCACAAUUGACCAGAUAACAGUAGAAAAAAAUACUUCUUUGACAAAAAUGCAUUUUCUAGCAGAUACUCCCUACUUUGAUGUAAUUCUGAAAAAAUGCAAUCAGUAUAUUCCAUAUAAAAAUUUAUUUCAUCAUUAUUGUAAGUACUAGUUUACAUUUGUUGAAUGCCUAAAGAUGAUUCAAAAUAUUUUCUUUUGUAUGUAAGAAAAUCUGUGUUUUAUUGUAGCCAGUUUUGUAGAAGAAUUGAGAAUAAUAAAUUAAUGAUUUCUUGUUUUUCUCAUAUGUAGUAAUUGCUUGUACAGUUUUGGUGAAGGAUUCAACAUAUGUAGAUUUUUAAUUUUAUAAAUAACUUAUAUGACUAAAUUUAAACUAAAAUUAAUUUUUUUACAGUAUAUAGUAUUUAUAAGGUUUUAAUUACUAAUACAAGACAAAAAAACAAUAUUUUAAGAAAAUUCAAAUUCAAUAAAUUUAUUUGUGAUUAUAGUAAUAAUGAUUGAUGAGUUGUAUUCUGACUAGACAAUAAGAUAAGAUAACAUGUGAAGGAGCUAGCAGCUCUCCCAUCGUGCUCUUUGAGCACAGUGGUUAAAACCAUGGUCAUUCCAUGUGAAAUUUAAAGUGAACAAAAAAGGAUAAAGGGAUGUUUUGCUGAUUCUUUAUAUUUCAGUGUUCUUUGUUACACCUUUUGAUUCAUAUCUACACAAAUUAUGUAUUAGAAUAUUUGAUAUUAUCUCUAAGUUCUAUCAGCAAUUUCUUAAAAUGAGCUGUUCAAGUCUUCACAAGAACGAGAGAUUGAAGGUACGAUUGCAGAACAAAUGUUUUUCUGCUGACUGUGUAUGCAACCAUGCCAUACUAUCAGCAGGAAAAAUGAAAAUUAAUGAAUGGGAAAAAAUCUCAGAAAUUUAAACAUUAAUUUUUUGAAAAGAGAAUGUAAAAGUUGCAUUUCCAAAAUGUGGUUUAUGAUAAGUUACUUGACGUAUGAGAAUUUUUUUAUUACUAACACACACACAAAUAGAAUUGGUAAGUGAUGUUUAGUACUUACCUAUGUAAAUAUAAAAGGGUUAUUAAGUUAACAGAGGUACCAUGAGUAUUUUGCCUGUAUUGAAUAUUUAAAUUAUAAGCCAUCUGUAACAUGUGAAAAAUGUUUGUUUGUUAUUAUUGUUUUUUUUGGUUAAAGUAGCAUAUGUUCAGAUUAUUAAUAGUGUAGAUAUAUAGAUCACAAACAAUAAUAAUUCUUAAUAAAUAAGUAUUCCUAUUUCACCAUCAUCACCAUCAUAAAGACGGUUCUGCAGGAUGAAGACCCAAGGGCUAUUCCUGAUUCAGCAGAAGAUCUGAAAAGUAUAUUAAUUUUUCAGGUGUUCCAACAUAGUAAUUUUUUUCUAGCUAACUAUAUCAUAGAAAUUAAUGUGUGGUACUACUAUAUGUGCAGUAUAACUUUUCAUUAGAAUUAGUUUUCUUGUUUUAUCACAAGGUCUAUACUAUUAUAACAAAUAAUGCAAAGCAUUUUAUAUUUUAUACUUUUUGUCUCAUAACAGUUUUGUGCCUUAUCAAAACCCGUUGAUCAUAUAUUGUAAAUACAAUGUGAAUAUUUUUCUACUCAUAUUUGUUUCAGUUACCUUCAAUGUGGAUUGUUCAGUUAUUGUUUGUACCAUGUGUUUGGCUACAAAACCAUGCAAAAAAAAUAAUAUCCAAAAGACAGGAAAGGCCAUAAUUACCAGUAGAGCAACUGGUAGAGACAUGUACUCCUUGAGAUAGCUUGCCCCCCCCC